CGGCGCCGGCAGGAGGAGGAGCUGCAGCCACCGCGGCCACUCGGGCAGGUCGGCGGUUACCACCAGAACCCGCCGACGGCGCGGACUGCUGGUCCCCGCGCGGACGAGGCGCAGGCGGCCCUGGGGCCAUGGAGCCUGGUGACACGGCGCGCCCCGGCCCGGGGCGGGCUGUCCCGGCGCUGCCGCCGCGGCUGCUGCUGCUACCGCUGCUGCCGCUGCUGCUGGGUCGGGGGCUGCGAGCCACCGCCGCGGCCUCCUCCUCUGGGGCGGCGGCCGAGGACAGCAGCGCCAUGGAGGAGCUCGCCACUGAGAAGGAGGCGGAGGAGAGCCACCGGCAAGACAGCGUGAGCCUGCUCACCUUCAUCCUGCUGCUCACACUCACCAUCCUCACCAUCUGGCUCUUCAAGCACCGCCGGGUGCGCUUCCUGCAUGAGACCGGGCUGGCCAUGAUCUAUGGGCUCAUUGUCGGUGUGAUCCUAAGAUAUGGUACCCCUGCCACCAGUGGCCGUGAUAAGUCACUCAGCUGCACUCAGGAAGACAGGGCCUUCAGCACUUUAUUAGUGAAUGUCAGUGGGAAGUUCUUCGAAUACACCCUGAAAGGAGAAAUCAGCCCUGGCAAGAUCAACAAUGUAGAGCAGAAUGACAUGCUGCGCAAGGUAACAUUUGAUCCAGAGGUGUUUUUCAACAUUCUGCUGCCUCCAAUUAUUUUCCAUGCUGGAUACAGUUUAAAGAAGAGACACUUUUUCAGAAAUCUUGGAUCUAUUCUGGCCUAUGCCUUCUUGGGGACUGCUGUUUCCUGCUUCAUUAUUGGAAAUCUCAUGUAUGGUGUGGUGAAGCUCAUGAAGAUUGUGGGACAGCUCUCAGAUAAAUUUUACUACACAGAUUGUCUCUUUUUUGGAGCAAUCAUCUCUGCCACUGACCCAGUGACCGUGCUGGCGAUAUUUAAUGAGUUGCAUGCAGAUGUGGAUCUUUACGCACUUCUAUUCGGAGAGAGUGUCCUAAAUGAUGCUGUUGCCAUCGUACUGUCCUCGUCUAUUGUUGCCUACCAGCCAGCGGGACUGAACACUCACGCCUUUGAUGCUGCUGCCUUUUUUAAGUCAGUUGGAAUUUUUCUAGGUAUAUUUAGUGGCUCUUUUACCAUGGGAGCUGUGACUGGUGUUGUGACCGCUCUAGUGACCAAGUUUACCAAGCUGCACUGCUUCCCCCUGCUGGAGACAGCGCUCUUCUUCCUCAUGUCCUGGAGCACGUUCCUCUUGGCAGAAGCCUGUGGAUUUACAGGUGUUGUAGCCGUCCUUUUCUGUGGAAUCACACAAGCUCAUUACACCUACAACAAUUUGUCAGUAGAAUCAAGAAGUCGAACCAAGCAGCUCUUUGAGGUGUUACACUUCCUGGCAGAGAACUUCAUCUUCUCCUACAUGGGCCUGGCGCUGUUUACUUUCCAGAAGCACGUUUUCAGUCCCAUUUUCAUCAUUGGCGCUUUCGUUGCCAUCUUCCUGGGCAGAGCUGCGCAUAUCUACCCACUCUCCUUCUUUCUCAACUUGGGGAGAAGGCAUAAGAUUGGCUGGAAUUUUCAACACAUGAUGAUGUUUUCAGGCCUCAGAGGAGCAAUGGCGUUUGCUUUGGCCAUCCGCGACACGGCAACCUAUGCUCGCCAGAUGAUGUUCACCACCACGCUCCUCAUCGUCUUCUUCACUGUCUGGGUCAUUGGAGGAGGCACGACGCCCAUGUUGUCAUGGCUUAAUAUAAGAGUUGGUGUCGAGGAGCCCUCUGAAGAGGAUCAGAAUGAACGCCGCUGGCAGUACUUCAGAGUUGGUGUUGACCCAGAUCAAGACCCACCACCCAACAACGACAGCUUUCAAGUCUUACAAGGGGAUGGCCCAGAUUCUGCCACAGGAAACCGGACAAAGCAGGAGAGCGCGUGGAUAUUCAGGCUGUGGUACAGCUUUGACCACAAUUACUUGAAGCCCAUCCUCACACACAGUGGCCCCCCACUAACCACCACUCUUCCUACCUGGUGUGGCUUGCUGGCUCGGUGUCUGACUAGUCCUCAGGUGUACGACAACCAAGAGCCACUGCGAGAGGAAGACUCUGAUUUCAUCCUGACCGAGGGCGACCUCACCUUGACCUACGGAGACAGCACAGUGACUGCGAAUGGCUCCUCAGGCUCCCAUACGGCUUCUACAAGUCUCGAGGGCGGGCGGAGAACAAAGAGCAGCUCCGAGGAAGUGCUGGAGCGAGACCUGGGAAUGGGAGACCAGAAGGUCUCUAGCUGGGGCACCCGCCUCGUGUUUCCUCUGGAGGAUAAUAACUCCUGACUUUCCCCCCAAGACCCCGAAGCGAUGGGGUAGGCUCCCCGUGGGGUGAGGAUGGCUGCAAGCCCCAGUGUUUGAGGUGGGGCAUUGACUGGAUUGAAAUUAACGCUUCUAUUUUAUUGGGGUCUGAAGUUAUUGUAACGCUUAAAAUUUAACCCAAGAUGCAGAUGGCGAGGCAAAGUAUCUAUAAAUUAAGACAAAUGCAGACCUAUUUCCAAUUUUUCACAUAGUGUUUCAGAGUUAAACAAAAAAAAAAAAGCAUGCUUUAAUGGUCUCUUAAUUCAUUCACCUGCAGUAUCUGAACAAGGUGAAGCGGGUGCCGGGGAUUCCUCCCACAGAGGCCGCAUCUCAGUACACAGCAGUGCAAGUCUAGCUGGCUGUAGGAAUAUCAUCAAGUCAGGGGAGAACAGGCUAGAAAAAUGAUCAUGAAGGAAUCAAAAUCAGACCUCCAAGGAUUAUGGGAAAUGGUGUUAAGUGGGACAGAAAACACGAAAAAGCAAUUUGAGUGGAGGCUCUGGCAACAAAGGCAGCAUGACUGCAACCUCAUAUCAGGAUUCCUGACUUUGAUGCUACCUGUGUUUCUUCUAGACUGAAGCUUUGACAAUAUAUCCAUGAACCUUUCAACAUGGAGGAAAGAAUUACAGUUCCUUCUCUGGAAAUCUCCAUAAAGAAGUUACUGAAAUGUUUAAAACCAAAGGCAAAUAGUGUUAUACUGUUGUUUUUAAAUUAAUCUGAGGAAAGGAAGUAUUUAGCAACUGAUGAUGAUAUUACUGCAAAAAGUACUCAACUUCUGAGGGCUACCGUAUGAACUGACUGCCUGGGAAAUGAUUACUAGAACUGAAGCAUCUACUAAGUAGUAGGCUUAGAAAUAACACCAGAAUUUGUAGGAUGCUUUUAUUUGGGAAAGAGAAGGCAGCAAGAAGCCUAAGAGGCAGUAGGCUAGAAUUCAGAGGGAAACAAUCCCCGGUGCAAAAAAUUUAACUGUGAAGAAAACAUAAGAUAGUAGUCUUGAGACUGGGUAGAAUUCCAAACUUUGGGCUGAUGAACGCAUGAGAUUUCAGUGGCCACAUGAGGAAUCAGAGGCAAGUCAGUGGAAUAGUAAGCAUUAUUCAACCUAGUGGAAGGUUCUGUCUUCUGUUGUAAGUUGCAAAUUCCAGGUGUCUUUACAUUGCCGAGUGCCAUGCAGAGAAGGGUCAUUUUCUUAGUGUCUGGGAAGGCUGUUGCACCAGCUUAAUGUGUGGGUGUGGUUUGAAAUUUAGGUUUUUAGUUUGGGUUCUUUCUGGAUGAGCUCUUUUAUCUGCUCAUGCCUAUAGUACUGAAAUACUGAAAGAACUCUUGGAAAAAGUUUGAGUUUCACCCCAUGUCUCUAAGCUUCAGUGCUAGCAUUUUUUUUUUGGCAACCCAGUUUCUAAGAAAUGCUUUCAUAACGUAUGCGUUUUUCUUAUCAUGGCAGACAAAAUAGUGUCCCUGUCUAGUGCACCUGUGGUGAAAUCAGCCACUUAAUCUUCUUAACUCAGAUUUUUAAUGGUUCAUUUUAAAUAAGAUAUUGCUUCACAGCUUUGUGUUUGAGUUGAUCAUUUGUACAAACCUGGAAAAAAAAUCAUUUAAUUAGGUUGAGCCAGGUGAAAUUGCUGCUAUUGAACCAUUUUUUCAAAACGGGAAUGGCAAUUUCAUGUGGUUUUAAUAUAAUUGAAUAAUUUUUAUUUGCCUCUUUCCUUUCUGUGUACAAUAAAGUCCAUUUUGAUUUUAUGGUCAUCCAUGGCCAUAAUAAGUUUUCAAAUAGCUAAAGGAUGUAACUAACCGUGAGGCCCAGGGUUACCUAGGCUAGUAAAGGACUUAAGAAGACCUACACCCCACAGCCAGAGAAAGAGCUUCCUUAGCCCCUGGAAGGGAGGUUCUUAUGUCAUGGGGUCAGGUUGUAGACAGCAGCGGCCAGGCUUGGCAGAAGCCUGGAGAUGUGUGUGAGCUCAGACCCAGAACUAGCACAGGAGUUUUUAUUUAGUAGAGUUAUCUCAGUAAUGACCAGUCAUGCCAUAUACACUUAAAAGGUGAGAUGUGUUUGUGUUUUGCAGAGAUGGAGGGAUAGGCUGGUUGGCUGUUUGUUGGGGCUUUAUAAAGCCUUGCUUAUCUCUCAUGUUGCUUACCUAAUUUUAGAGUGGAAAAGCUAAGAGAAAACACCCUGAUAAUGGCUCUUAAAAAGAGCCAACCAGGUGGGAUACACCCUGUCUCCAUUAACCUCAAGGCUUUGGUUUUCUAGGAAGCUUUCAGCAGAUUAUAUGAAAUUACUCUCUUAGGGAGGAAAAAUAACCACUGAAUUUCCCUUCCUAGUCUUAGGUCAAUCCAUAGAUUAUUGUGUUUUCCCCCAAGGGGUCUUGUAGUCUUUGUUGCAAACAUUUUAUUCUGACCUACUUAAAUAUAAAUAAAUGGAGAUUUGUCAAGACCAAAACUAGAGGAGAGGGCUUCCCAUCAGGGUUUUCCUGUGGGGACGUGAGAGGGGAAACAGGGAGGAAAUCCAAUUAUGGUGUGGCCUCUUCCCCUCAAUUGCUGACUAGGACGAAGGGUAGUUCAAAUGUAAACAAGAUGGGUUUGGGAUGGUUUGUGUAGGGCAAGAAAGAGUCCCACCUAGAAGGCCUACCCAGAGAAGAGAGUACCCGAAACCUAUUUGCAGCAUUUGCCCAGUGACCUACUGCAGCCUUUCUUUGUGGGUUAGGAAGCUGGAAAUCCAGGCUAUUCUUUAUUUCUUCUUUUUGUCACUAACCCCAAGCUGUCAGACAUUUCAAAUCAGAAGUGCUUUCUGGUGUUCUAAGUCCUUAUUUGAUUACAAAUAUUCCAUGGAUCAAAGUAAGUCACUUUGACCGGUGGUCCUAAUUUUUAUUUGCAAGAUGUGGAGAAUAACCCUCACCUUACCAGGGGUCCUGGGAAGGUGAAUCCAUUCGUCAAAAUGGUUUCACAUCUGGAAACAUAAUGCCUACGCUGCGUGGAAAAAAGCAGGGUGCCACAAAGCCCAGACACCAUUCAACACAAGGCCAUCUGUCUGCUUCCAAGCUGGCAUAAAACCAGAUUAAAACUGCUAAGUAAUGGUACAUCCAAUUCAAAGAUCUUCUGAGAGAGCAAACCCAAGUCAUCUUAAACACAUACUUGUUUCAGGUCAAGGGGAUGAGUUUAGCAGAGUCAGAUGUUCUAGAGCAGAGCUUCUUAACCCUGUGGCAUGUUAGGAUCACGUGGCCAGGUUUACUUUAAAAAAUUGGUGCAAGAGCUCUCCCCUCAGAGAUUCAGAUUCAGUAGCUUCAGGUGGGGCCUUGGUGUCCAUGUUUUGUUUUGGAACCUCAGGAAUUCCUAAUAUGCAGCCAGGGUUGAUAGCUUUUAGUCUAGAGCUUAUAGUGGACCCUAUUUGGAAACUUAUUUAAAAGAAUGGCCUAGCAAGUUAAGGUGUGGUUUUUUUUUUCUUUUUAAAUUGUUAGUCACGUGGCACAAACUGAGUUAUUAAUCAAUAAAUACAGACUCGGCAGCUGUGAGAGUUUCAUGCUAUUCUUUGCACAACUCAAGGAUGUGCUCCAGAAAGUGCAAUUUUAAAGAUCAUGUUUGAAAACCUUAGAGCCCUCAAGGAGAGAGAAGGGUGACUUAAGGGUAUGUAUGGGGGGAAUUUAAAACCUGUCAUCUUUGUUCCCAUUUGUGGGGGGGGGAAGGGGGUUUUUGUCUUAACUGAGCUGCUGACUGAUCAAACACGAAGGUUUCUGAGAAGCUGUCUUUUAAAUUUAACCUGGAAUUAAAUUAACAGUCCCCUCUGCAGUCAAACUUUUUCUCUUCUCCUGUCCCCAUGCAUGAAUCCACGUUGGAUUCCUCAGAGUAAGGGUGGGCCCAUUUAUUGCCAGAGCAGAGUGGAAGGUUGUGGUCAUUUUGCUACCAUAUGGUGGUGGUAGUGUCAGUAGCAGGUAAUUAAAGAGAUGCACACUUUUAUAUAGCCCUGACAGAGUAAAGAUUUAACACUCCUGCCAUUCCUUUUAGUACUCUUUUUGGAAACUACCAGGAAACCUAAACUUUCUCUCUUAGAGAAGGAAAUUUGAAAUUUAAAUAAGGCUGCAUUUCUUCCUAGGAAACAAGCACAGGAAGGGCAUAUGGACUCUGACCAUCCCGGGUAGUUACUGGAGUGACCAGACAAAUAAGCAUUGAUGCCUUGGAGCUAAAAAUCACAGUGUGACAUCACAUGUUUCAUCAAGCAAACAGCUAGGAGCUCUUUAGGUUGUGUUCUCUAGACCCGAAAAUGUUCUCUAUGGUUUGAUUGACAAAUGAAAUCUUUUUAGAAAACAUGCAAAACAGUAUCUCAGCUGUCCGUGAACAUUUCAGUGUAGGGCAAAGAAUUAACAGUUCCUUCUAAAAAUGAAGGUCUGUUUCACGUUACCCCUGUCCCCAACUCAUAUCUCCCUGUCUUUGUCUACAGUGGAAAUUGAUCGUGUCAGAUAUUUAAUGUGAACAAGUGAUUUCCAAAUGUAGAAAAGCCACCAAUGCACUUAGGGAACAUUGGCAGCAGGGAAACUGAGCAACUCAUCAGAGGUGAAAGUCAUCCACUUGGAAACCUACCUUGUACAUAUUGUGAGUUCUAAGAGAUGUAUGAGAAAGCCUGAGUUUACCAUCUGCUACAGAAGGUAGUCUGGAAUGAGGGUGCUGGCAAGUCAGCCUGCUGAUCUCGUAAGUACAUGACUUAUUCCACUUCAGAAGUGAGGAACUUGGCAAGCUUCAUGCCUGCCUUUUGAUGUUGAUUAUGUUGAUUACUUAGUGUGGGAACAAGUUUGUCAUGUACAUUAGAUUAGUAUCAUUGAGUUCUGAUCCUUCUUUUGUUCUUUAAGUGAGAAUCUGGCUUGCCACUGUCAGUGGCGACAUUCUGAUACAGUAAAUUGAAGGACUCUACUGUCCAAGAGUUGUAGUUUAGAAACAACCCAUCUGAAUGCUGCUUGCACUACUUUGAUAACCUGGAAAGACCUUCUCCCUUACCAAAACCUGAUAACAUGUAGAGAAAUACUGUAGAAACCAGUGCUAGUAUCUAACCAGGAAAAACAAGUAGACUCGUUGACAAUCCUUUCAAAACAAGACUUAGAAAUAAACCAUUUUUUCUGGUUUCAAUUUUCAUAGACUUUUCUUAAAAUUAACAAACAUCGUGUCACCCAGUGCUAGUAAAAAUUGUAAAGAGCAAAACCAAAGUUUUUGAUGUUACUUUUAUUUUCGUAAGCAGGGUAUACUAUAACCACGGCCCAUAUGGAACACAUGGGCAGCCAGUUUUCUGCUAUCUGAGCCUUGGAGAAGAUGAGAAGGAAGGUCUGCCUGCUGUGCCAUCUUUUGAAAAGGCCUAAAGCAGAAAUGAGAGCAAAGGGAGAGGUCACCUUCUCAUUCUGAGGGCCUUUUAAAAGGCUUAACAGAAUUGCCAAAUGUCAUGGUCAACUCUUGACUCUUGGCCAGUGGAAAAUUGUCUGGGCCUAUGUAUAUAUGUUAGAGAAACUCAGAUAAAUAGAAAAGGACUUGUAAACAGCAUGAAGAACUUGACAUCUGCUAUCCAAAGCACUUAAAGUUACAAUCAGGUGUUACUGGAUGACUAAUUGCAUGGACAUUUAGGGGCUGACUUUUGUUGUGAUUAUUCCAGUUGUGGGCUUUGGAAAAGCAGGGGAAUGAUUUUCAGUUAUGUGGAUGUUAAGUCUGUGGAUCUAGAAUUUACCACUGAAAAUCACUCAUUCAAAGUGUGACUUCAUAGUAGGGCCAGCUCCUCCUAGGUUGUCUUUAUUUUUUACAUAAAAUACAUCUGGUACUUCUUACUUGGGAAGUUUUACUGUGUCCAUUAAAAUGUUUAGAUGGGAAUGCCACCAAGAUUCAUUUAAUAGCUGAAAACCAGUUUUUUAAAUAGAAUAGGAUGACUUUAACAUAGAAUGAUGUAACCUUCUGGGGAACUUUUUAUAGAGAGCUUACAUACUGUAAUUGGGGAGAAUUUUGUCUUCAUAGUAGUAAACUGGUGGUUUUAUAAAAUUAACAUUGUAGUAUGUUAUAUAAAUAAACAUGUUAUAUAAAAUAACA
Molecule: messenger RNA, 8369 nt
Organism: Lemur catta (Ring-tailed lemur)
Lineage: Eukaryota; Metazoa; Chordata; Mammalia; Primates; Lemuridae
Gene: SLC9A7
Product: solute carrier family 9 member A7
Exons: 17
Coding region: 129-2315 (728 amino acids)
Biological process (GO): proton transmembrane transport; sodium ion transport; regulation of pH
Cellular component (GO): recycling endosome; membrane
Molecular function (GO): sodium:proton antiporter activity
Source: RefSeq, a predicted model, not a curated record